AUGGAACCGGCUUCUAUACUUUUAGGCUUCACUAGAGAUACAUUAUACCCCAUCGCACCUACCCACCGUAUUUCUACCCAUGGCCUCCACCCCACCUACCCCCUUCUCUCUCUCUCUCUCCCCACAUGUGGCGGCACCAUCUCCCUCACGUCCAAGCCGAUAUCGUUUUCUUCCAACUCGUCGGACCUUUUCAAGUUUUUCGGCUACGCCAGGUCACGGGCGCCAAUUGUCGAAGCCUCACCAAAGCAUGACCCAUGCUGCAACUCAUCUAAGAUUGCCACGUGGCUGAAUUUCCAGUCGACGUGUCAGCAAGCUUCGUUCGAGACCAGAAAGGAAGAGAGGCCGAAUCUCGUCGGAUUGAAGCGACGAUAA
This is a messenger RNA of Striga asiatica, 372 nucleotides long. Lineage: Eukaryota; Viridiplantae; Streptophyta; Magnoliopsida; Lamiales; Orobanchaceae. The record is from the annotation of a GenBank genome assembly.